AUGGACGAUGCUGAGGCAUCUUUGGGGGUGUAUGCCGAGUUCGACCUGCAGUCUGGAUGCAAGCUUGGCAGCACAGAGGCGUCAGGUACAUCGCUAGUCAUGUCAUACAGCCCAGAAGGCUCGCAGCUGCUCGUGCUGACAGCAGAGCGAAGCAUCGUGGCAUUCAGCUUGCCAGGGUGGAAGCGGCGGGUGCUUGUACCACCCAGCAGUCGGUACAACAUGCAGAAAGCCCACAUGGCGGUAUUGCCGGACAAGGCAGGCAACAGUGUGGUCUUUUGUCAAAACGGGUCAACAUCAGUGCGAUGCGUCAGCAUGGCUGGUAAGGCAACUGCCAAAGGCAGCAAAGAGAAGCCAGGCGGCCAGCUCAAGUCCGACCUGAAAAGGCCCAUUGUGGCCCUUGCGGCCAGCCAUACAGAGCGGCAGUCUCUGCUGCUGCUGCACGCCGACGCUCUCAUAGCAGUGGGCACAGGCAGCGGCACGGUUGCUGCAUAUGACGCUGUGGGCUCCACAGAACCACGGCUGAUAGGAGUGUCCAGCACUUCUGGCCCCGUUCAGAGCGUCAGCAUCAGCCUUGCGCCUUCCAGGGUGCUUGCAGCUGUGCAAGAUGUUCGAGGAGAAGUGCACUUGGAAGCCUGGAGCAUACUGUUUGGAGCUGACAGAACAACCUGGCUCCAUGAGAAGGUGGUCCCAGACAGGCUGAACGAAGUCUGCGGAGCCUCUACAAGCUCAACUAGCCUGCUUCCAGGCGCAACCCAACUGCAGAAACCAAGCGCAUCGUGGCAGGCAUUGUGGACGGUGAGUCCCUGCAGUGCCCAGGCAAGUGUGGGUCUGGCAUGGCAGGCACGGUGCCUGCAUGUGCACCCCAGCCUGGGCCUGGCUGUUGUGCAGCACACCGGCACAGGGCAUUGGGACAGCGUCCAGAGCGUGCCCAUUGGCCGACUGUCGCCUGCGGAUGCCGACGCUGCCCAGCGCCUGCUCAGCAUCAGCGUGCUGCGCCUGUGCUGGCCCCUGAACGCCGCUUCCAUCGCACCCCUCCACUCCUCGCUGCACUUCUGGGCCGGUCAGGGCACCAGCAACGUAAGCAAGAGGCUGAGCUUCAAACCGCGCAUCUACCUGUUGGAGGGUGGGCAGCUGGCGGCAUACAGCCUGGGCACGGGACAGAUGAGCGAGGUGGCGGCGCUGCCCCGGAAGGGUGCCAGCGGGCAGGGCCUGUCUGCCCGGCGCCUGGUUUGCAGCCUCAAGGCCGACGCAUCCCUCGUCUUCUUCCUGGCCACCUCUCCUGCAGGCCUGCUCUGUUCCUUUUUCAUUGCAAAUCAUCGAGCGAAAGGGCCAGCGGCCAGCACAGAGUUCACCCUGCUGUCCCCAUCGUCACCGUCCAAGGCAGUAUGGACAGCCCAGGGAGCGAGCGGGGCUUUUGCUGGGCUGGAAGAUGAGCAGUAUGCAGUGCUGUCCAACAGCGGCAACACAGUGCGCGUGUAUGCCACGCAGCCGAGCGAGGGCAAGCCGUCAAUGCUGCGCAAGCUUGAGCUUGGGUUUGGGGGCGCUGCCGCCCUCUUCCCAGGGCCGCCCUGGGCAUCGCUCCCCAGGCCCGGGGCAGCCCAGGAUGCAGGAGGCCGGGGAGUGAUCACAUGGGCGAGUCACCAGGACGGUCUGUGCCUUGGGGAGCUGGCAGGGUCGGUCAGGCAGGGAACCAGCUACGUGGGCUCCUACGGCUCCAGCCUGCAAGCCAGCCGAUCCCUGCCCCUUGCACCCCUCGAGUCCAUCCUGCAGGUGGCGUGGCAGGGGCUACUGGAUGAGAGCGGGGGCGGCAGCGUGAUGGACGACACAGGCGCAGGCAAGGCCAGCAUUGCUGCGGCCGUGCUCACGUCGCGGCGCCUGCUGUUGGUCAGUGCCACGCUGCGGCCGCUGUGCGCCUUCUCCCCCAGCCCCUCCGACGCCCCCAUCACCAGCUUCCUCUGGCUGGGCCCUGCGCUCCUCUUCUGCAACUCCGCACACCAGGUCGACCCCGUGCGCCAGCUGGCAUGGGACGGCCAUGUGGCCUCGGUGUGCAGCCUUGGUGGAGGUCCCCCUGCCGUGCUGGCUGGGGCCCUGGCAGACAGGCUGCUGGUUGGGCGAGGCGGCGCGGGCGUGUCUUCGCGCCAGGUCGCCCUCCUGCCAUCCCUCCUUUUGGGCUGGGCUUCCCUGGCUGCCUGCUCCAUCCUGCCAGGAGGAUGGUGGCGGGCUAGGCAGGAGAUGGCGACACUGAUUGCAAGCUAUGACAGCAGCACCGUGGAUGAGACCCUGCUGUCAGCCCUUGUCGGUGCUGGGGCAUCGAAGGCUGCCCUUGCUCUGGCCAAACACCAGGUCGGGGGCGUGUAUGAAAAGGGGUUGGCUGCCACCGAAGGCCAUUGGGAAGAACUGGUGUCUGCAGCUCUGGCCGCUCACCGCCAGUCGCCACAAUAUCCCAGGCCGCCUGCGAGGGGGUCAGAGGAGUGGGCGCGCCUGGUGGGCUUGGGCCGGGCUGCUGCAGCAUAUGGCCAGUGUGCAGCCGCGCGACAGCUGUGGGAGGCAGCCGCAGCAUGGCCAGAACUGCUGGGCUUCUGCGCGCUGCAGGGAGACUUUGAUGCAGUGCGCGGCUACUGCAACUCGGAGGAUCCGGAGGUGAAAGCCCUUGCAAAGACAUUGAUGGUUCUGUCGGAGGAUCGGUUCCGCAGUGCAACUGCCGUGGGGGCCUCUCCUCGCCCAUCGGACUGGCAGAUCAGCUUUGAUGAGCAGGGUAUUACAGGUGACACAGAGGGCGAGGAGGCCUGGCAGGUGGCCCCAGCUGGCAGCGUCCCCAACAUGGACAUCGCUCCUGCACCAGGCAGCACAAGCGUCACCAUGAUCCCCCAAAUGGACCCCACACUGCUGGAGGGGUACCUGGGUCUUGGACAAGCUCCGGAGCGCGGCGCAUCGGGAGUGAGUCCAUGGCACAUGGGUGAUGAGCUGGGGGCCGAUGAGGACGAUGGCGGCUUCAUGGAAGCUUCCCCCAUCGACAGGACCCCUGGCGAUGACGAGGGGGCCAACCCAUACACUGCCGGACAGGACACCUCAGCAGGGCGCAGGAGCGGCAACAAUGCACAGGAGGCCGCGCACGCAGCUUUCACACAGGACAAGGACACCGGCUUCUACAGCAGCGAUGAGGACGAGGACUCGCAGUCCACCACCUCACUCUCUACCACCACGUCAAAUGCAGGGCCGAAAUUCAAGGUGGUCAUCAAGGACAAGGAUGCAGCUGCUCCAAGCACCACCGACGCAGGAACGCUGUGGGCUGCCGCACAGAGCCUGCGUCUGUCGGCGCAGCCACCCUCAUUCUCGGACCCUGCCAGGCCGUUGCGAAGCGCGCUGUCUGGCAGUGACAGCCGGCUGUCAGACAGCGAUUUCAAAGUGUCACCAGCCAAGUCAGGUGCAGCCACCCCCGCAUCGCUGCCGCCGCGCGGCGCCGGCAUCUCUCCUGGUGCAUCAUCUUCCUCCUCACCGGGGAUGCUGCCACUGCCGCCUCUGGGGCAUGUAUCACCACUGCUGCAGCCCCCUGUCAGUAGCAGGGGCGGCUCAGUUCCGCCAAAGGCGCAGGCAAACCUGUUUGGCGCUGCCAGAGGCGGCGGCCGCCCCUUGGCGAUGAGCGCACCUGCGCCGCCUCCCAUGAUCCCUGAAGACCUGUUUGCCCAGCCUGGCGCGCUGCCAGCAGCCCCACUGCCCACGCCGCCCUCACCUGCGCCGGCUCCACCGGCAGGGGCUGCAGAUGAGAAGGAUGUGUCGUCCUCCCAUGAAGGCGGAGUGCAGCACAUGGAAUCUGGCCGAUGGAAUGAGGCGGCGACCGCCUUUGUCGACGCGCUGCACCAUGCAAAGGGCAAGGCAGUGCCGCGGGAGGCCCAGUAUCUGGCAGCUGUGCGUCUGUGCAAGGAGGCAUCUGAUAUGUCAAAGAGCGCCAGUGCCAAGCUGAUGCGGUUUGCAGCUGCGCUGGACCUUGAUCCAAAGCAUCAGCGAGCCCUGGCACAGACCGCCAUUGCACGCAACAUGGCUGUGGGCAACUACGGGUACGCUGCAACUCAGCUUGAAAGCUUGGUGGCGAUCUCAGUGGGGCAUGUCCCUGACUCGUUCCUACAGCAGCUGCAGCAACUGCUCAAAGACUGUGAUAAGCAUGGGAGCACAGAUGCUGACAUCUCGGCAGAUGAGGACACCACCACGUUCCCUGAGAUUGUUGGAGCAUCAACGACAUCAGCAGAAGUGUCUGAAUUUGUUGAUGCCCUGUUGAGAGCAUGA
This is a messenger RNA of Coccomyxa subellipsoidea C-169, 4281 nucleotides long. RefSeq lists its product as hypothetical. The record is from RefSeq and is a predicted model, not a curated record. The coding region runs from base 1 to 4281 and encodes 1426 amino acids. The transcript has 23 exons. Lineage: Eukaryota; Viridiplantae; Chlorophyta; Trebouxiophyceae; Coccomyxaceae.